Messenger RNA from Phodopus roborovskii (desert hamster), 1001 nucleotides. RefSeq names its product single-pass membrane protein with coiled-coil domains 2 (gene Smco2). NCBI's taxonomy places the organism in Eukaryota, Metazoa, Chordata, Mammalia, Rodentia, Cricetidae. The transcript has 8 exons. The record is from RefSeq and is a predicted model, not a curated record. Bases 1 to 939 code for a protein of 312 amino acids.
AUGGACAGACCAGAUGAAGAAGACAAAUCUUCUGAAAAUCUACAGACGGAUUCCCUUCACAAGAUGGACUCCAAAGAAUGGGUUAAGUUGGAGCAGGACUCUAAGCACAGCCAGAACCCACUGACCAAUCGGGAUGGGCAAGAAGCAACUCUUGUCUGUGAAGACCCUCAGAUGUCACUGCAACAGUUUUCGGAGACGAGCACCCUUGCGCCGACCCCAGAGAGCUCAAUCCUCAAGCUCAACUACUGGAAUGCAAAGAUGGGUCUACAAAUGAAGGAGCUCGGAGAUGACCACGUUGACUGGUUGGAGAAGAUCAACAACAUCAUACAAAAGAUAAACAAUACAGAGAGCACAGUGAAGAGCCUGUUAACUGAGGUGAUAUCCCUGGAAAACCAGUCUGAAAAUUUGGAGGACCCCGAUCAGGAAGCAAACAUUGAGGAGAAGAUCAUAGAAAUCCGAAAGCAAUUGAAAGAAAUGAACAUCAAACUGGCGCAGGUCGAUGCUUGCAAUGAAGCCCGUGAAUUAAAGGAGAAACUCAUCGAACGGAUAGAGAGCUUUUAUAAGGAAAUGAAUGUACUGAACACUAAGCUGGAGAUGUACAACACUCAAGGGAGGGAGACAGACAGACAGACAGACUCCCACAGCUCGGAAGACUUGGAUACCGAGCAAACAGAGCCCCUGCUGCCCGAGGGUCCCCCAGCCCCUUCCGGGUCACACCCUCCUCUCUACAGUGCAGUGUGGAAGCACGCCCUGAAGCUCUUCGUCAUGGUCUACGUGGUCGCCAUCACCGGCCUGUCGUGUUACAUAUUGUUCGUGGAUGCCACGUUUCUCUUCGAGCGGUUGCUGCCCAGCGUGCUGGGGCACCGUGCCAUGUGGGAGCUUCGGGAGAUGGUGGCGCCUUUCCUGAAUUUGGAAACAGAGGAUUUGUUACCAUCCUAAAGAUCCAAAGGUUACCGAUACCCAGCUCUCUUCCUCGCCAAUAAAUUUUACAUGUUCCUAUA